AUGAAUUCUGUUCUGUUCCUUAUUGCUUCUAGUCAUUAUGAUGAACAUUAUCAAGAUAGGGUAACUAAAGAAUUUCGAAAUAAAUUACGCGAAGCUAUGAUAAUUUUUGAAGGGUUGAUAAAUCAUGUCGCUUUUAGACGUGUUUCAAUCAUUAUAUUUUUCAAUAAAACUGAUAUACUUAAAGAAAAACUAAAUGCUCGAACAUCAAACAUUCGCGAUGAAUUUCCUAAUUAUCCUACGAAAAUGGAUCCAUUCUAUUUACAAGACGUUCAAACGUUUAUGGUUGAAGCGUUUGCUUCAUUAAUCAGUCAUAGCUUCCCACCAGACACACAUCUAACAAAUAUACAUGGUCGUUCAAGCCUUUCACAUACAUCAUUCAAUAGUACAACCAAAUGUUCUUCUCUUCACAGACAAAAUUCUGCACCUGUAUCAGCAAAUUUGAGGUAUUCAGCGCCAAUACGAAAACGAAUGAUCUAUCGUCACUUCACAACUGCUGUGGAUAGGCGUAAUAUUGAGACAGUAUUCAACGCUAUGCAAGAUACAGUUUUACAUAAUAACUUACGCCGUAUCAUGAUGAGUUAA
Molecule: messenger RNA, 582 nt
Organism: Heterobilharzia americana
Lineage: Eukaryota; Metazoa; Platyhelminthes; Trematoda; Strigeidida; Schistosomatidae
Source: the annotation of a GenBank genome assembly